Cylicocyclus nassatus is the source of this 630-nucleotide messenger RNA. Lineage: Eukaryota; Metazoa; Nematoda; Chromadorea; Rhabditida; Strongylidae. The record is from the annotation of a GenBank genome assembly.
AUGGGAGAUCCCCUCACUCAAGCACUAUUUUGUCAAUCAGAAGUUGGGGUGGAAAGGGGCAUUCGAUGCCUAUCUAAGGUCUUCCAAAAGCAACAAGUGAAGAUGUUACAUGCUUUGAAGGCACUGCCGUCAAAAGCAAAUUUUUUUGAACUGAGCCGAUUUGAUUUCGUAGUCGAUGAGGAUCUCAACGUUUUUCUCAUGGAGGCCAACAUGUCUCCAAAUCUCUCAUCAGGACAUUUCGCUCAGAAUCAGAUUCUCUACGAGCAAGUGCUCUUCAACAUUUUUUCACUCGUUGGCAUAGCAUCUGCGUUCACCAAGGAUAUUCGCGAACAAUCACAAGAAUAUAACAAUGCUCGCAAAUUCCUUGCUCCUGACCAAAGCAUUUAUUCAUUUGCACACGAAUGCUCAAGGUGCUCACCAUGUGAUGCGAUGAUGGAGUGCCAGCUUUGUGCUUCUUGUAUGGCGCCAGCUACACUCUCUUUUUUGAGAGCAACUUCCAUAGAGCAUUCAAGUAAACAGGAUAUGAAGAUGCUCAAUUUCGACGAAAAACAAAAACCACUCACCAAGGAGGACCAUCUGCUAAGGUUGUGGAGGAGAGUAAAAUGUAAGCAUGAACAAUCAUGGUGUUGA